Trichoderma asperellum CBS 433.97 is the source of this 1503-nucleotide messenger RNA. The record is from RefSeq and is a predicted model, not a curated record. NCBI's taxonomy places the organism in Eukaryota, Fungi, Ascomycota, Sordariomycetes, Hypocreales, Hypocreaceae.
AUGUCUCAAACACAAACUCAAUCAGUGUCUGAAGCUCGGAUACUCCUCAAUCAGUCGAAUAACACGGCUUUCCCACCACGACCCCCCUCUGGGUAUGCUCACCCACCAAAGUUGACGCGCGAACAGGCUGGACACAUCCGCCACAUCCACAAUAUUGUUUCUCAAGUAGACGGAGAAUGGAGAUUCAUGGGCACGCAAGAGCCGGGCCAGGAGUGGCUGGAUGCCUACAGAUACCAGCUCGUCACCAUGGCGUAUGCCAUUGCAGCGGCGCAAUACCAUCGCAUGCCGGCUGCCAGAUCCAUCUUCAAGCCUCUCAUGGAGAGGAUUAUCCACAAGAUGCUGAGGAGAGAAUGGAGUUUUGUUGAUCCUGAUCUAAAGGAGCUGCGAAAGCCGUGGGCAAAUCCCAUCUGCAAAGAAAACAUCAUGUACUCGGGAAACUUGCUUCUCAUGACGCCGCUGUAUGCCAUGCUGUACGACGACGAACGGUAUGAGCAGGACGACAGCCUCGUCUUCAACUGGAACCCGGUGUACUGGGGAUUCGGUGCCGAGCGCUUCAGCUACAAUCGCUCGACUCUCCAGGAAGCAAUCCUCAAGGAGAUGGAAGCCAACGGUUGGAUUGGAGUCUGCUGCGAACCAAACAUGGUCUUUAUUGCCUGCAACCAGUUCCCUCUCACCGCCAUGCGAAUCAACGACGUCCGAAACGGCACACAUGUUGCAGAUGAUGUGCUGGCCAAAUACAAGGCUGCCUGGCAGAAAAAGGGCAUGAUGGGAAAAGACGGCUUGCUGAGGGAUGCUUAUCGAAUCAAGCAGGACUCCCCCGUCGAUGCCUUUGACAUUGGCUUCCCGGCGUGGGCCGCGGCUCACAUGGCCUGGAACAAUGAGCAGAUGGAGGAUCUGUACCCAAAGAUGGCGCAUGGAUACUUGACCAAGAUUGGAGACCGAAUCAACAUCAACCCGGACCCAGUGGCGAGGGCCAUUCGCAAAUUGACGUCUGAGAAUCCCAGCAUGGACGCCGACGAGAUCCACGCCAAGGCACGCGAUCUGACUGCGCAAUAUGCGCCUCGCUAUUCUGCGUUUAUGCACCCGUACGAUGAAAACGACAACCACGUCUAUGUCGAGCCGUUCACCGGCAACGCGGGCAUCGCAUAUGCCAGACUGACGGUCAAGCGUGGACAGGCGACGAUGUGGGACAAGCCGUGGACCAAGGAGCAGGUGAGGAGCAUGCCGUGGAUUGACGGCGUCGGCCUCGAUGGCGGAGUUGAUACGUUGGCUGGCCGCUGGGACGAGGAGAAGGGCGCCAUGUUUGCGUCGUUUCGGACCUGGCAUGAGAGGACGGUGAGCAUCAGGCCGGUGUUUAAGCUGCUGCGGGCAGGGCGCUAUGGGGUUUACAUUAACGGGAGCUUCAGCGGCGAGGCUGUUGUCGGGGCGUUUGGAGAGAAUGUCGCUGUGGAUUUGGAGGUUGCGGGAUGUGAGAGUGAAGUUGUGCUGGUGAGGGCCAAAUGA